Colletotrichum godetiae is the source of this 775-nucleotide messenger RNA. Its product is annotated as MarR-family transcriptional regulator. Lineage: Eukaryota; Fungi; Ascomycota; Sordariomycetes; Glomerellales; Glomerellaceae. The record is from RefSeq and is a predicted model, not a curated record. Bases 171 to 695 code for a protein of 174 amino acids. Gene Ontology annotation, molecular function: N-acetyltransferase activity. The transcript has a single exon.
AAGCUCACCGCCAACACUAAAAGGCUCCCUUUCGUAGGUGAUAAGAUGACACAAUAAACGUCGAUUGAAGGGUUCUCAAUGAGAUUGUCGAUCUAUCUUCGUAAUUUGCACUAGGAGGGCUCGAGCGACGGGCCAUUACUUCUCUGCAGCCUAUCCUCAAUUCGCCCAAGAUGAACACAGCCAAAAGUUUCAUGUUCAAUUCUCUCGAUUCCAUCACAAUCCGAAACCACCACCCAGGUGACAUGGGCUACAUCACACACCGACACGCCGCUAUUUAUUCCAAGGAACAUAAUUACGGCGAUUUAUUCGAGGCCAUGGUCAGCCAAAUCACGGCCGACUUCCUCCUCAAUCUUGACCGGGAGAAAGAGCGAUGUUGGAUCGCAGAAAGGGACGAGAAAUUUCUGGGCUCUAUCAUGCUCAUUAAGGACCGCGAAGCAGCUGGCAGAGCGAAGCUACGAUGCUUCUUGGUAGAAAAGGAAGCACGUGGUUCUGGUUUGGGUACAGAGUUGAUACGGCUUUGUGUUGAGUUUGCAAGAGAGGUUGGGUUCGACAGCAUUGGCUUGGCAACCGACAACCACCUGAGCGCGGCCCGGCGGUUGUAUGCCAAGGCUGGAUUCGAGUUGAAAGUUACAGAGGAACAUCAAGCCUGGGGAGAAAAGCGCAUGGGAGAAACUUGGGAAAUGCAGCUGAAAUAGCAGAAAACUUACAGAACAGCUCUAGAUCCGAGACCUAGCGCUCCAUUCCAAUAUCUGUCAGAGAACCUGCACAAGUGGCG